Molecule: messenger RNA, 3468 nt
Organism: Acanthaster planci (crown-of-thorns starfish)
Lineage: Eukaryota; Metazoa; Echinodermata; Asteroidea; Valvatida; Acanthasteridae
Gene: paxbp1
Product: PAX3 and PAX7 binding protein 1
Biological process (GO): mRNA splicing, via spliceosome; spliceosomal complex disassembly
Cellular component (GO): nucleus; U2-type post-mRNA release spliceosomal complex
Molecular function (GO): DNA binding
Source: RefSeq, a predicted model, not a curated record
UUUUAUUUAGGUGCGGCUCCUGGCUAAGUCAAAUGGAUUAAUAGCAAAUUCUGAGAGUCGUGCUGCAGAGUUGCUCGUUAAAUUUCUCCCCAAACCCAAAAUAUUCCGCCAUGUUUCUAGAUAAAAGAAUUUCAUGAUGUUAAAAAAGAAGAGGAACAUCCGACAGAGGGAAGAAAGCAGCGACGGGGAAGGCGAAACGACCAACCAAAUUCCGUUUUUGGAGGAGACCUAUCAUACGCAAGUCAAAAAUGUUCAGAAGUCGUUGCAGGAGAAACUCGAGAAAAAGAGCAAGAAAAAAGACGGGAAAAGUGGGGGAGCGGAGGGUGGAGGCGUCGGGGUGGGGAGCUCUGGUAGUUUGCUCAGCUUUGAUCAUGACGAAGAAGAAGAAGGAGAAGUAUUUCAGAUCAAGAAGUCCAGCCACAGUAAGAAGGUAGCCAGGAAGCUGAGGGAGCAGGCCAGGAAAGAGAGACAGCGAGAGGAGUUGUCUCGGCUGGUCAAGGAGUCUGCUGAAAAGGGCAAAAAGCUCUCGGAUGUAAAGGGUAACGGCGCAGCCAACAAACAGCUAGGGACAAGAUCAAAGCCCCAGGAUCGAGCUGAACUGAUCCUAAAUGGCCUGGAGGCAGAGGUAGCUGCCAUGGAGGAGGAAGACCGGAGGGAGUUGGAGGAAUCAGUGCCCCUCGUCGCCCCAGGUGUGAUACCAGAUGCAGCCACCAUCUUCGCCGCCCGGAAGCGGCGUCAGAUCGCCAGGGAGACGGGAGGCCGUGCCGACUACAUCCCCCUUGACGACACGCAGCGCUACCGCAACACGAGCGGCAAGACUGGUCGGGAGGAGUCGCGGCUGGUGCGCGAGGAUGACAACGACGCCAGCGGCAGCGACGAGGAAGGCCGCGUGAGCUUCACGAUGAAGCAGCAGACCAGUCGCCAGCGGAUGCAAGACGUGAUCAGUGAAAAUGCAGAGGACGGAAGCGAUCAAGACAAAGACCACGACGAGGAGCUGCAGCGCUGGGAACAGGAGCAAAUCAAGAAGGGCACCAGUGUACCGCAAGCCCAAGACACUGCUCCAUCGUCGUCUGCAGCUGCCGCCGCUGCCGUGGCCGCUUCCUACUACUACCAGCAGGAGUUCCCUUACGGCCAGCCCGCUAACCAGUACGCUGCACCCGUGGGUGGGGCUUAUGGUCUAGGGGCUGAGCAACAGCCCAUCGUGCACGCCCUGAACACGACGCCAAUGUGCGAGAUGCCCUCAGUGACCACUGAACAAGUCAAGAAGAAACUGAAAGAUUGGUUUGAAUCAGUCAAGGAUGUUCAUCGCGCCCACGAGCGUGAGCUGGACCAGCUCCAGGAGCGGUUGGAAUCCUCGGCCGAUACUUCCAUCAGCUUGAAGGACACCCAGGGGGAUGUCACCGGCCAGUACAGAUUCUUCCAGGAGAUGAAAGGCUACGUCAAAGACUUGGUGGAGUGCUUUGGAGAGAAGGUGGUCAUCAUAGACGGCCUGGAGAUGGCCAUGACCGUCCUGCUGAAGUCACGAGCUGACGCGCUGGCCCAGCGACGGCAGACGGACAUCCGUGACCAGUCUGUGGAGUUCACUGGCAUGCUGCAGCGGGCGGCGCUGUCCGCCAACUUUGACAGCGGCAGUAAGGCCAAGAGUGAAGACAUCACUAAGCAACGGCGAGCGGCCGAGAGAGAAGCGAGGAGGGCUCGGAGACGGCGUGCCAGGGAAAGCCAGAGCGCCGAGGAGACGGGGAGCCACAUGGAAGGCAUGUCUAGUGACGAUGAACAGCGGGAGAGUGAUGCGGACAAGUUCAACAAAGAAAGAGACCGCAUCAUGGCCGAGUCGCAGCAGGUCUUCGAGGACGUGAUGGAGGACUACCACGCCAUCUCCUUCAUCCUGGGCCGCUUCCAGCGCUGGAAGUUCCAGCACGGCGAGUCCUACCGCGAGGCCUACAUCAGCCUGUGCCUGCCCAAGCUCCUCGGCCCGUUGGUCAGGCUGCAGCUGCUGGACUGGAACCCACUAGAGUCCGACUGCCAUGACUUGGAGGAGAUGCCCUGGUACGAGUCCAUGCUCUUCUUUGGCUUCCAACAGUCCGAGGACAUUGACUCUGAGGACCUGGACGCCUCCCUCAUCCCAAGUCUGGUUCAAAAGGUAGUGUUACCCAAACUGACAGAUAUGGUCAAGGAAGUCUGGGACCCAGUCUCCUCCACCCAGACAAACAGACUGGUCAGUCUGAUCCACAAACUGGUGGAGGACUACCCGACCGUCAACAGCGACAGCAAGAACACCAGGGACUUGCUGAAAGCGCUGGUGGAGAGAAUGCGGCGAACGUUGGACGAGGACGUCUAUAUGCCUCUGUUCCCAAAGGACAUGCUUGAGAAGUCGGCUGCUGCCAACAGCUUUAUGCAGAGACAGUUCUGGUCGUGUGUCAAGUUGCUUGGCAACUUGUUGCUGUGGCACGGUCUGAUAUCUGAGGAUCACCUGCUGGAGUUGGCCGUCGAUGGACUGCUGAAUCGCUACAUGCUGUUGUCGUUGCAGAACUCUGACGUGAACGAUGACAGCAUCCUCAAGUGUGAACGAAUUGUGGCCACCUUUCCACCCCAGUGGUUCAAGGACUUACAGGGUGACGAGACGCUGAGACAGCUGGAGCCGUUCUGCCGGUACCUGGAACACGCCGCGGAGUCGCUGAAGAGGCAGGGUACAGUGGGGAACGACAUCGAAAGGAGAAUCGCCAGGUCUGGCUUGAAGGCGGUCACCAAGCUGCUGGUCACCAUCCACGCCAUGGACCAUGCCCUGAACAUCUCCCAGGGGCUGAGCCUGCGAGACAUGAAGGAGAUACUGGAGAAGCAGUGACGUCUCCCAAGAACCCGCACUGGCACGCGGGUGGGGGGCGUCCCCGGUCAGGUGGUUGGGUGCGUGGACGACCCUGUCAGCACCACCUGGUUGAAGUGGAGAGCGCAUGCUGUGGGCACUGUCGUUUUUUGGGUCUUUUUUAACCGUUCUUGAUCUCGAUUGGGGUCAUCUGUGUAAUGUUUAGACUUUGUUUUCCCUUUUUUCCCACCAUCUGUGUAGGGAAAUGUGUUCACUCUAAUCAUGUGUCUUUUUUUUUUUGCUGGGGGUAGGGGGAAACUUCUGUGCCGAUACUUGGCUUAGGAAAUACCACAGGGUUUUUCACCAUGGCUUUCAAGCCUUAAAUCCAGGCAGGCACUGUUCACAGGAGCAAAAACAAAUUUCGCAUUUCACGUUUUCCAUUUUGUUUGACACGAUGUUGGUAGUCGUAAUCUAGUCGAAAAACACAGGAAGAAGUGACUUGUGAUGCUGCUCUCUGAUCGUCACUAAAUACUUGUAAUAAAAGCAUACUAUCGAGCUGUCGUAUUUUGGGAACAGUGUUAUCUUGUGCGUUUUUAUUUCAAAGUUACAACAGAACGUGAACAAAGUAUCCGAAAGUAUUUGGAAUAAAAUGUCUUGUAAAAAACUUG